UGCUCCUUCUCAGCAGGAAUGGAGCUGAGGCAUUGAAUGGACUGGCAGAAGUUUCUAUUAUCUUCAGGAAGUGGGGCAGGAGCAGAGCCAGCUGGCAACUGCCUAUGUGACCUGUUAAAUUUAAAAUGGGUUCUUUGCAGUUUUCCCCACCACAUUGUGGGGUGGUAUUUCCCUCUCCUGUGAAUAAAUAGCAUUGCUGAAGAACUGAUAGAUGAAAGACCACAUGUGUUCUCAGAAAAGGAAAUGAGUGCUGUUCUCCCAGGAUGUAUUUACCUUUGCUCCCAUUGUGUUUUCGCCAGCCAACAACUAAGAAUAACACACCCUCGGAAUUUCAGACGGUGAAAGAAGAGUGCUUAAACUGCAUACAGGAGGCCCUCUUACAGGGACAGUGGCAGAGGGCUGCAGAGCUCAUGAUAAGCUAUCUAGAGACACUGGAGAAUACCAGUCGGGAAAAGCAGCUUGCAGCUCAUGAGGAAAUCUGGAGAAUAGGAACUGAGAUUUUGCAGCAACAUCCACGGAGCAAUAUCGAUGAGACCAACCACUUUGCAGACCGGAUGAAAAAUUCAGGAGUUGGAAGAUAUUUAAAGGUUUCUUUAGAGCAUGCCUUCCACCUCCUGUGCAGCGGAUUUCUGGAUGAGGCCUAUCAGCACCUGGUCCUGGCAGAAAGUUGGCGCUAUGGAGAACAAACUGCUGUUCAUGAAAAAGAGCUGAAGCUUGUGCAAGGCUACAGGGGGCUGUUGGAUUAUUAUAAGUGGCUGAAAAGGAAGACGGACCUGCUGGAACUUGAUGAAGGCAGCUAUGCGGAGUCUUCUGUUCAGCAGGAAAUGGAGCAUUUAUACCGGCAGGCCAAAGGCAGCCUCAAGGAGAUUAUUAAAUUUCCUGGAGUCUGGGAUCCUUUUGUGAUGUGUUAUGUGGAUAUGCUGGAACACUAUGAGAAGUAUGAAGAAGCAAAAGAAGUGCUAAGUGAAUAUGCCUAUAAUUCCAAAUAUCCUUCCAACCCUAAUGCUCAUGUCUUCUUCUAUCACUUCCUAAAGAGAAGGGGUGAAUCGAGGAAAAUAAAGAUUUCUGUACUCCAGGUCUUGCAUGAGCGUGUUCCUUCUCAUGAGUUGAUGCUGGAAUUUUACAGCCUACUUAAAAAGUCAAAAAAAAAGAGAAAACAUAAAUUACGGCUGCGGGUUAUUUUUGCAGUUUUGGACUAUCCCGAUUGGAAGGAAAAUGUAAAAGCUUGGAGAUUUUUGGCAAAACAGAUUGUAGAAAUCCUGCAGAACUGUGGCAAGCAGCUUGACUGGCUCAAAAAAGAGUGGAGUUUCCGCAAGGACUGGUGGCCGGCCUUCCAUUUCAGUGUUUAUUUGGCAAAAAGAAACUGGCAGGAUAACGAACGUCUUGCAUGUGAAAAGUUACUUGUAGCUGGGGUACUGCUGGGAAAAGAUUGCAAAUAUUUUAAGUACAUCAUGAAAGAACACUAUAAAGCCAAGAAGAGAAAGUUCAAAACACUGAAAACCUUCAUAAAAGAACACAGCUGGGUUGCACAGAGAUUGUGCGCUUGAUAUUUGAUUACUUCAAAAGUCAAAUGCCUUCUUGAAAUUAUAAUCUGGAAAAAUAAUUAGUAUAGAUUUAUAGGUUUCAGUUUCUAUACAGAUCUCUCCUGCAAAUAAUUACUUCAGCACAAAAGCUUUGUACAUGAAUGAGAACCUUUUUUUUAUCAGAGUUCUUGUUUUAUAAUAAAUCUGUUUGAAAGAAA
Molecule: messenger RNA, 1741 nt
Organism: Varanus komodoensis (Komodo dragon)
Lineage: Eukaryota; Metazoa; Chordata; Lepidosauria; Squamata; Varanidae
Gene: TAF1A
Product: TATA-box binding protein associated factor, RNA polymerase I subunit A
Exons: 11
Coding region: 264-1547 (427 amino acids)
Biological process (GO): transcription by RNA polymerase I
Cellular component (GO): RNA polymerase I transcription regulator complex
Source: RefSeq, a predicted model, not a curated record